Molecule: messenger RNA, 4199 nt
Organism: Dipodomys ordii (Ord's kangaroo rat)
Lineage: Eukaryota; Metazoa; Chordata; Mammalia; Rodentia; Heteromyidae
Gene: Tmem181
Product: transmembrane protein 181
Exons: 16
Coding region: 5-1420 (471 amino acids)
Molecular function (GO): toxic substance binding
Source: RefSeq, a predicted model, not a curated record
CCCCAUGCGGCUCUACACACUGUCCAAGCGCCACUUUGUCCUCGUAUUUGUCGUCUUCUUCAUCUGCUUUGGCCUGACUGUCCUCGUUGGAAUCAGAGGACCCAAAGUGAUCCAGACUUCUGCAGCUAAUUUUUCACAAAACAAUAGCAAAAAGCUAGAGCCCAUUCAAAUACGUUCAAAGCCUCUGUCUACAUAUAAUCAACAGCUGUGGCUGACGUGUGUGGUUGAGUUGGAACAAUCAAAAGAAACUUCUAUUCAGACCAGUUUUCCCAUGACCGUGAAAGUCAAUGGUGUGGCUCAAGAUGGAACCACAACAUACGUUCAUAACAAGGUUCACAAUCGGACAAGGACCCUCACCUGCGGUGCAGGAGGGAAAUGCACAGAAAUUAUUGUGGCUCACCUGGGCUACUUGAAUUACACACAAUAUACGGUGUCCGUGGGGUUCGAGCGCCUGAAGCUUCCCAUCAAGGAGAUGAACUUUACAUGGAAGACCUAUGACCCUGCCUUUUCUAAGCUGGAGAUCUGGUUCCGCUUUGUGUUUGUGGUGCUCACCUUCAUCGUCACCUGCCUGUUUGCACAUUCCCUGCGCAAAUUUUCCAUGAGAGACUGGGGCAUUGAGCAGAAGUGGAUGUCUGUCCUCCUGCCACUGCUGCUGCUAUACAACGACCCAUUCUUCCCCCUCUCCUUUCUGGUGAACAGCUGGUUCCCAGGCAUGCUGGAUGACUUCUUCCAGUCUCUGUUUCUGUGUGCCUUGCUGCUCUUCUGGCUGUGCGCAUACCAUGGAAUACGAGUCCAGGGAGAAAGGAAGUGUUUAACUUUCUACUUGCCAAAAUUCCUCAUUGUUGGACUACUGUGGCUGGCUUCUGUGACACUGGGAAUAUGGCAAACAGCUAAUGAAUUACAUGACCCCAUGUACCAGUACCGAGUUGACACCGGAAAUUUUCAAGGCAUGAAGGUCUUCUUCAUGGUGGUGGCAGCUGUGUACAUCUUAUACCUCUUGUUCUUGAUAGUGCGGGCAUGUUCUGAGCUCCGGCACAUGCCUUAUGUGGAUCUCAGGUUAAAGUUUUUGACUGCGUUGACCUUUGUAGUGCUUGUCAUUAGCAUUGUCAUCCUUUAUUUGAGGUUUGGAGCACAAGUUUUAGAAGACAACUUUGUAGCAGAACUGUCCACUCACUACCAGAACUCAGCUGAGUUCUUAUCUUUCUAUGGAUUGCUGAACUUUUAUCUCUACACUCUGGCCUUUGUGUAUUCUCCAUCAAAGAAUGCUCUGUAUGAGUCUCAGCUGAAGGAUAAUCCUGCAUUUUCUAUGCUGAAUGACUCCGACGAUGAAGUGAUUUAUGGGAGCGACUGUGAAGAAAUGCCCCUGCAGAACGGCCAGGCCAUUCGUGCCAAGUACAAGGAGGAGUCGGACAGUGACUGAGCCCUGGCAGUGGGGGGAGGCUGAGGCCGAGGCCUCUCCUCAGCCACUGCAGCCCGGCCUGCGACCUGCGUGUGUUCACACUUCCCAUAAGCAAAGGUUUCCUGUUCUUUAUUUGUUUACAUAUCCUUAAAAGAAAAACCAAAACAGAGCAGAUUUUAAUGUGGAGCCAAGCAACAUCAUCAGGGUGGCUGCAUUAUUUGAGGAGAGAGGCUGAUGAAGAGGUGGAAGCUGUCCAGUGAGAAAGAGCAUGUUUUUAGUGUGAGAAAUUACUAUUUUUUAGGAGAAAGAAUUGGGUAUUUUGUUUUCUUUCUUGAAAAAUUCUCCCUUGCCUCCUUCCCUUCCUCGUGGUACCACUGCAAGGGCAGCCUUGUCUGUGGUCCAGGCGGCGGUCCUUCCCAGGGCUGGCGUCCAGGCCUUUGGAGCCAGGCCAGUAGUGCAGUGUGGUGAGCCAUGUUGGUGUGACUCCUGUAACUCGUCAUGCGCCGGCCCGACCCCACUACUGGAGUAGAAGCGAAGGGCCGUGAGUUCUGAUUGGUUGGGAGCUGACAAGACAGGAAAGCUCCUUUAUACCUUGCCAGCCCUGGGCGAGGUCUUGUGCCAUGGUGCUGUCCAGGUGUCUGUGCAUGGGCUGGGGAACGGGACCCCUCCAUGUGAACCCCAUGAAACAUUGCUUUAUAGCCAAAAAGGUUUUCAGUUUCAGAUUUGAAAACUAUUUGAAGAGAAAGACAUUUCAAGCCUGAGGUCCAGGUAGCUUGUUUGGAGUCAUUCCCGCCUGUGGCGAGCCCUGCUGUGGUCAAGUGAGCCAAGUGUGUUGCUUGGGGCUCUUAACACCCCAUUGCUGACAGCUCGGUUCUUCUAUCAGUUCGGGACAGAGUCCGGUGUGGCUGUGUCCUGUUGCUCCCUACCACGCGCAGCAAUGCUGGCUGACAUGUGGCAACCUGUCCUCCUUUCUGCUGCCAUUUUGGUGAGGUUGUACUCAUCUCUGCACCAGCGCUCAGAUGACCACUUAGAGCCGCUGUUUCCACUGCCUCACCUGGUGCCCAGCGAGACCUAGACAGGCUUGGGGAGACUGACAUUGUGACUUCCCGACUUGUACUGUUUGAUCCUGUGCUUCAAUACGGAUUCCACUGACAUUCGUUGAGAAAACCUUCUAAAUAUGAAUGAAAACAACUAUACAGCAAGGGUAGCUCAAGUUUACAUGAUUUUUACAUUUGCAAUGCUGUGAUGACUUUGAUUUCAUGUACGUGGAGAUACUGAUACUGAAAAAGUUUUUCUGUUACCAAACUUUUGAACUUCUAAUAAGAUUACUCCAACUUAGUUUUAUGUACACUGAUGAAGACUGACUUGUACUGAAUGACAUAUUCUAAUAUGUAAUAUAGUUUAUAUGUUUUAAUCAUUAUAAAAGUUGUCUAUGAUUCAGAUGCUAUUUAUCACUAUGUGUAAGAUAGGUGAGGCAUUUAGCCAUAGACUAGCACUUUUGAAAACCUGUCUGUCUUGGAUAAUGUACUCAUAAACUGAUUGCUAAUGUCUUUAUAUUUUGAUUCUUCAUGGCACCAAUGAAAUGAAAAAUAUAGGAGUAUUUUUUGUUGGGAACAAAAAUAUUUCAGAGAAAGUACUUAAGGGGAAAUAGUUCUUUAUUAAAUCAUGUGUUUUUAAUUUGUCUUCAGAGUUUCAUGUAGAAAGACAAUAUAUACUGUAUGUAAAAAUUUGCUUACAAUACAUGGCAUUUAGCUGUAGAAUAUGUGCCAUAGCUAUUAGGUAAAAACAUUUAAUGUCUGCCAGAAACUGGCAGAAAGUCUACCAAAACAAGAAAAUUGUUUUGCUUUUAGUCUAAAUUUUGCAACCUUAAAUUAUAAACUCGAAGGGCUGGCUUUAGUUCUUUCAUGGUAAUGGCUUGAUUUGCAUCAACUUUGGGAUAGUUUUAAUAUUGGUCCAGUCACGGGGGACCUGGAAGGUGAACAGAGACACUGCAUAGCUUCCCUAGGGAGUGCUUCACUAUCCAUGUGGAUAAUCGCCCUGCUUGAUUUAUUAUUAAAUCAUUACAACAGUGAAGUGGUGCCUUUAAGCCCCAUCUAAAAGCCUAGAGGAUAUGUGUGUGUGUGUGUGCACGUGCGCGUGCGCAUGCACAGGCGUGUGUGCAUGUGUGUGUGUAUAAAUAUGUAUAUAUAGUUUUCAAGGCUUGGAAGAUGGUCACUGUACAUAAAUACAGAUCAUAGCAAAUUCAGACACAUGAUGUAAACUCAGUGCACUAAAUGCAAAGGUUAUAAGUAUUUCGUGAACUAUUUAUAAAAGGCCCAGCUGUGAUAAAUAAGUUACAAUGUAGCCAGCAACUUAUUUCCUAAAUCUUCUUCACAGGAAAAACAGGCACCCAUUAAAGGGAAAACUAAGAGGGACUUCUGAACAUUAGGGUAGACUAAAGACACUAAAGCGUUUAUGUGUUUGAGGUUUGAGAAGCCAGUUGCCUUACAGGUUAGAUGGGGAGGGGGCAGAAAUCUGCUCCCCAGGCCAAAAGGAAAUGACUUUAUCUGUGACAUCUUGAUGAACAAUUUAUCUUGAUGUGAUGUUUGGAUGUAUUGGGAAGUGUAAUUCUGUCCUAUGAAAUAGAGGGAUUUUGCUACUGAAAACUGCCUUUUUACAAAAAGAGUAAAUCUUUGUAAAACAAGCUUUAUGCCCAGAAGGAGAGCUCGCAUUAUGCAUUAGUCUGGAACUGGAGGACAGCAUGCCUUGAAGGUGGCUGUUGAAAUCAAUCAGGAGGAAGUAAAUAAAUGUUUAUUUAUAG